This is a messenger RNA of Paramecium tetraurelia, 849 nucleotides long. RefSeq lists its product as uncharacterized. The transcript has a single exon. NCBI's taxonomy places the organism in Eukaryota, Ciliophora, Oligohymenophorea, Peniculida, Parameciidae. The record is from RefSeq and is a predicted model, not a curated record.
AUGUAAUAAUAGUAGCAUCCAAAUAACGAGAAGAGACCCAAUAAAAUUGGUAAGCCAAAGGGAAUGAACACUUAGAAGCCUUUGGAGAAAACAAAUGCAUGGAGCUCCGAUUAAUAGAGUACUUAAGCAAUAUAGGCGCUAUCUCGUUUGGGGAGAUUUAUUUGUUUUUAGCAGACUGGCAUAAAAAAGGUGGCAAUUGAGCAGCAGGACUAAAAUGGAGCAGCAGUCGAUUAGAAUAAUAAGGCGACAGUGGAGUAGAAUGGAUAGUCUAAAGCAAAACCAAAGUAAAAAAUUGAUGCUCCUGGGAUAUUUCUAAAUGCUGCUUAAAUAAAGAUUCCAAAACUUAUUGUGGAAUAUUGCCAAAUUGUUGAGAAAUCAAAUAAAAAUUGUAUUGUCUUUUUCUUCAAAUCAUCAAAUCCUGAUUUUCAAAUCAUAGAAGGUGUUCCAAGGCUUAUCGAUAAUUUUGAUAAUUAUAGUAAUUAUCCUUCCCUAAAGAAAUUGGCUCCUAUGCUAAAUUAGAAGUUUCACAAAGAAUAUUUUACAUAUUUAUAGUUUUAGAAUGCGUAAUUGUUAUACGAUAAUUUACAACAAAUGUAUCGAGAACAACAUAACAAAACAUUAAGCACUGCUGAAACCAUUUUAUAAUGUCUUUUUACAAAAUACUUAAUUAGAAGUUUUGAGGAUAUAGAUUUAAUUAGCAAAAAAGAUUUUGAUGAAAAACUGCAAAGUCGAUAUGAGAAAUUCUACGAGUUAGACCAAACUCUAUAGGAUUAUGAGUCGUAUAUUAAUGAAUUACUUGCCUGCAUGUAAGUGGAGGAGGAUUAUGAUUAAUAAUACGUAUCUGAUUGA